Nerophis lumbriciformis (worm pipefish) is the source of this 2364-nucleotide messenger RNA. NCBI's taxonomy places the organism in Eukaryota, Metazoa, Chordata, Actinopteri, Syngnathiformes, Syngnathidae. The record is from RefSeq and is a predicted model, not a curated record.
AUGGCUUUGCUCCGGCUCUGGACCGCGGGGCUUAUUCUGGCCGUCGUAGCCUGGUCCGUCUCGCCCGGUGUUACCGAGGAGUCUGGAUCGGCGAGGAAGCAACGAGUUGCUGAGGAGAUUGUGAGGAAGGAGAGCCAUCCUGUCGUGUCACGGAAAAAGAGGGAGUGGAUCUGGAACUCGCUCUAUGUGGAAGAGGAAAAACCGGCACCCAUUCCUUACAAGAUUGGGCAGCUUAAGUCCAGUCAAAAAGUGGAGGUGAAGCGGUUUAAAAUCGAGGGAGAGGGCGCCGACAGCAUCUUCACAGUGGACCACAAAGGCGAUCUGUUUGUCAGCAAAUCUCUGGACCGUGAGGAGAAGAGCGCGUACCACCUGACCGCCAGGAUGUACGACGGCAACAACAAACUCAUAGAAGACUCGGGCGACUUUGUGGUCCAGGUGACUGACAUCAACGACAACAGCCCAGUCUUCCCCAGAACAUACAACGGAUCUAUCAUGGAGAGGUCCACUAUAGGAACUAAAGUGAUUGAGGUGAGGGCAACGGAUGCUGACGACCCCACCACCGCCAACGGCGAGCUACGCUACUCCCUGACGCCUGACGGUGACCUGUCUGCCUUUGAAAUCGACAGCAUAUCAGGUAUGAUUAGUUGCAAAGUGGGCACUCUGGAUCGUGAGACGAGAAGUCAGUACGUGGUGGUGGUGCGGGCUCAGGACAUGAGAGGAAUGGCGUCAGGCAGCACGGCCACCACCUCCGUCACCAUCAGCGUCGCGGACAUAAACGACAACAUCGCUUCUUUCACUAGACGCAUGUACGAGUUGCAGGUUCCUGAGAACCACAAGCUGAACUCGCGGAUCGGCACUCUGGAACUUGAAGAUCGCGAUCAGAUCCAAAACAAGGAGCCCAUCUUCUCCCUGCCCCUCGACAACAAAAUGUUCUAUGUUGAGAUCGGGCCCAGCAAGGACGGCAACCUUAUGCUCAGACAACCACUGGACUACGAGACAAGAAAGAGCUAUACAUUUAGCGUGCAGGUGAGGGAGAACCUGAGAAACUUGCGCUUUCCCGCCGACAACGUGGCCACUGCCGUCACCACAGCACAGGUGAACGUUAAAGUGUUGGAUGUGGAUGAACCACCGGUGUUUUUGCAACCGACGUACACUUUCAAAGUGCCUGAAGAAAGACUGGUCAACAACAUCGGCACCGUUAGCGCCAGAGAUCCCGACAAAGCCGCCAAGAGUAUCCGGUACUCCAUUUUAGACAAGGAUUGUCCAAUCGCUAUCAAUCCGAUCACAGGGCAGAUGUCCACCCUGAGGACUCUGGACCGCGAGCUGGAGGCCACGCACAUGUUCCAAGUUACAGCCCAAGAGGAGCCAAGCGGUUUGGAGUCAUUUGUCAAAGUCAACAUCAUCGUGGAGGACGUCAAUGACAACAAGCCUGAAAUGGACGUGGAUGAGAUCUUUGUAUGCGAGAAUGACAACGCCAAUACAGUUAUCGGGACAUUGAGGGCCACAGAUAUGGAUGACCAGCCUGCCUCGUUCUCCUUCAUGCUGGCUUCUCCAAGCUCCAACUUCUCUAUCAGGGACCAUGGCAACAACACCGCAGACGUGUUGGUGAAACAGGGGCCAUUCAACCUGGAUGAUCCCAGAGAUUACAGCGUGGAUGUGAGCAUCAGUGACGGGGGCCGACCCCUCCAGACCAGCGUCACCAAACUGGUUAUCAAGGCAUGCCGCUGUGACGCUAGACGCAUCCCAACGCAGUGCAAGGCCGUGGCGCAGAAGAUGGGAGUGAGCGUUCACGUUCUCAUCGCCAUUCUGCUCUGCAUACUCACCAUACUGGUGAUCGUCAUCCUAUUUGUGAUGAAGAAACGUUACCACAAAGACUCGCUGGCCGGCAUGAAGAACAGCGGUGAGAUUCACGAACAGCUCGUAACCUACGAUGAGGAGGGUGGCGGCGAGAUGGACACCAACGGCUAUGACGUUUCCAUCCUGACGUCGGCAUUCAACGAUGGUUCCCUCCUGCGGCACCCGGACUGCCUCCCCCACCCGUCACUCUACGCCAUGGUCCAGAAGUCCCAGCCCCACCAUCACCCACACCAAGUACAGCCCGCCUCUGCCUGUAAGGGAGACAUGGCAGCCAUGAUUGAGGAAAAGAAACACGACGCGGACCACGACCGUGAAGGCUUCCCUUACGACACGCUGCACAUCUAUGGCUAUGAGGGCCCAGAGUCCAUCGCAGGGAGCCUCAGCUCGCUGGGAAGCUCUUCCAGUGGCGGAUCAGACUCAGACUACGACUUUCUGAGUGACUGGGGCCCCAGAUUCAGGACCCUUGCUGAGCUGUACGGCGUGGACGAGUCGGAUUACUACCACUAG